UGUGUAUUGGGUCGGUCUGCCUAAACCUAUAUAAGCACUGCAGCCAAAGUUUUCCAAAGCCUCUCUUGCCAACCGCAAAGAUGAACUACGGAUCUGACCACUAUACCUCGUCAUCCUACCGAAAGAUCUACAGGGACGCUCCUCGUUUCUCACCCUCAACCUCUCGUAUGAGUAGUCCUUCCGCCUCCUCCCGCAGUUCUGUGUCCUCCACCAGUUACAGGUCUGCGGUGUCUCUCCCCCGCAGCAGUGCGUCAUCGCUGGGCUACUACAGAAGGACCGGUCAGUCUUCUUCCUUUUCGACGGUGCCAGGUGACAGCCUCGAAUUGACUCAAUCCUCCGUCCUCAGCAAUGAGUUGAAAGUCACCCGAACCAAUGAGAAGGAACAACUGCAUGGUCUCAAUGACCGCUUCGCCAUGUUCAUCGAGAAAGUGCGUACCCUGGAGCAGCAAAACAAAGUCUUGGAGACGGAGCUGGUGACCCUGCACCAGAGGCAGCACGAGCCAUCCCGCAUCGCGGACCUAUACCAGCAGGAGAUGCGCGAGCUUCGCGCGCAAGUGGAGGAGAUCGGCAGCGAGAAAGCCCACAUUCUCAUCGAUAGGGACAACUUAGAAGAAGACAUGCACAAGCUUAGGGCCAAAUAUGAGGAGGAGAUAAGGGCGCGCGAGGAGGCUGAGCAGACCCUGCGGUCGUUCAAAAAGGACGUGGAUGACGCCACCAUGGCGCGGCUGGAUCUAGAGCGCAAAGUGGAGGGCCUCCUGGAUGAGAUAUCCUUCCUGAGGAAGGUACACGACGAGGAGGUGGCCGAACUGAGCGGUAUGGUCCAGGCAGCUCAUGUGUCAGUCGAGGUAGAGCUGGCCAAACCCGACCUCACUUCGGCUCUGAAAGAGAUCCGCAAUCAGUACGAGACUCUGGCUUCUAAGAACCUGCACUCCGCGGAAGAGUGGUAUAAAUCCAAGUUUGCCAAUCUCAACGAGCAGGCCACCAGGAGCAAUGAGGCAAUGCGGGCCAGCAGGGAGGAGAUCAACGAAUUCAGGAGACAACUGCAGUCCAAGACAAUUGAGUUGGAGACCCUACAUGGCAUCAACGAGUCUUUGGAACGGCAGAUUCGAGAGACAGAAGAUGGACACAAUCUUGAAAUCGCAGGUUUGCAGGAUACCAUUGGGCACCUGGACAAUGAUUUGCGGAACAUCAAGAAUGACAUGGCUCAGCAUCUUCGAGAGUACCAGGAUCUGCUCAAUGUCAAAAUGGCUCUGGACAUUGAAAUAGCUGCCUACAGAAAACUGCUGGAGGGAGAGGAAACUCACUUUAGCGCCUCAAACCAUGGCACCAGUCACUUUGGAUACCAGCCACGUGCCUCAAGCUAUGCACGGAGUACCAAUAAGGACAAAGAGGCUGCUCAGAAAGAUGGCUUCAAGGAGAUCACUGAGGAAAAAGUGGAGAAGAGCGAUGAAGCAGAUAUCAACUCAAACAACUAGACAACGUAAAUUCAGAGCUUGCAAGCCAGUUAUCUAAAGGCACAGAGAAAAUGUACUGUAUAUCUUACAUUAUUACUGGGAUGCAUUAUGUGCAGCUGAGCACUGCUACACUCUCCAGUUUCAAUUAAAAUAGUGGAAAUCGAGAUCGUCUUUGUUAGUAAUAUGAAAGGAAUAUGGAAGGUAGGUAGGUAGUUGAAAGGAGUGAUAAUUUUGUAAUUUAAACAAAUAUAAUAUUUUAAUGAAAUGUAUAUAUUUUUGUAGCCUGGUUGCCUGAUCUGUAUGUGUUUUAGCCAACUCUUCUGUCGUUCGUUGUUAUGCCAUGCAAAUACAGUACAUGGCUAAUAUUUUUGGGAGUUGGUGCUGUUGAUGAAGCCAUUAAAAAUGUACUGUAACCA
This is a messenger RNA of Oncorhynchus mykiss (rainbow trout), 1870 nucleotides long. It is a transcript of the gene inaa, whose product is annotated as internexin neuronal intermediate filament protein, alpha a. NCBI's taxonomy places the organism in Eukaryota, Metazoa, Chordata, Actinopteri, Salmoniformes, Salmonidae. Gene Ontology annotation, cellular component: postsynaptic intermediate filament cytoskeleton; cytoplasm; intermediate filament. Gene Ontology annotation, molecular function: structural constituent of postsynaptic intermediate filament cytoskeleton. Gene Ontology annotation, biological process: intermediate filament organization. The record is from RefSeq and is a predicted model, not a curated record.